AGAGGAUCAUGGGAAGUGAACGGUGUUUUUGAAACGGAGGGAGUUUCGAAUUAUUUUACAUUAGCUGCGGUUAAACACGACCAGCACUCGACAUGUUAACCUUUUAAGUAACGCGACGUUUAACCGAAAACAUAAAUACGACGAAUAUGUUCGCUAUACUCGGCCUUCCUUUUCUUCGUAGAAUUAGCUAGGUGGCUAAUGCUAUCAGCCACUGUGUGGAGUCGUCAGGGGCAACAAAAUGGGCGAACAAAGAAAUUAGACGAAAAAGCGAAACUUGUCGAUUUACCAGAAAUGCCACAGAUACGGUGUUGUCGAAGCCAGUGGGAAUGACGCAGCGACGAUGACAGUGAUGAAGAGGGCGUUACAUCCCGAUCCGGGGAGCCAAACACAAAUUAUUUUAGUUUUUUUCUUACCAGGUGGUCCUCUAGUUGAUUAUUCAAAGGGUUAAAUCACUGAUGGUGUCUCGCUCUGGAUACGAGCAUGGAGCUGACGCUAGAAGUGGUCAUCUCCUCCAGAAUCAAACGAAAAAAGCCAUGGCCACGAUUUUGCUGGCUCGGUCAGGAGAAAGAAUGUGUCUUCCUGUUCGACGACAAACGGAUCAGCGAGAUCAACAUGAUGUCCGGUCGUACCAAGAAGAAAACCCCCAAACUCCAUCCUUUGCUAACCAAUGUGGUGACGAUGGCUCCAUCCCGCAAUGGGAUUUGGUUUUGUGGACUUUUGACCACGGGCGAGCUCUUUUUAUGGAACAGGGACAAUGAUUUGUUGAAGACUGUCACAGCGGCCCCUGAAGUCGUUCACAUCAUCACUACGAUUCAAGGGAGUUCCACGCGACUGUCCAUCCAUGUAUCGGGUAACGGGGCGCGUGUGAUUUUGGUCACCACGUUGGGGCAAGUGUUUCUGUGGGAAUGUACAGACCCUGAAGAUUUGACUUUGACGCAAGACGGCUCAGUGGAAGGAUGCUGGGUCCAAAUGCGGCCGCCUCAAGACACCCCUCUGCCCACUUUGAAGGACAAAGAGGCGACUCAUUGCAGCGUCUUUGUGGAAAACAAGACUGUGGGUGAUGUGUGUUUACUGGGAUUUGUAUUCACAUCUGGGAAGAAACUCAUCAUCACCUGCCUCAAAAUCCAAUGGCUGGAUCAACAUUUGUGCUUUGGCUCAAAGGAAUACAGCCUACAAUGGGCCACCAAGACGUACCUCAUGUCACGUCUCACCCCGCCCUGCCAAACGGUCAAGUCCAGAGGGGCGCUGGUCGUCGACUUCUCCCCCGACGGGCAACUGCUAGCCGUCGUGGUGAACCAGCAACAGCCUCAGGCCACGCAGGUUCUAUUUGUGAGCACGCAAAAUUUUGUCUCCGUGUCAAGCGGACUUGGACGAUGCGGGUGUAAAACAGAGCAGGUUCCUUCGAAAUACACAAGGUCAUACUGGGUUGGGAGUCUAAGCUGGUCACAUGACGGCCUUUUCCUGGCCUGCGUUUUGAAGAGAGGCGCCCUCCUGAUCCUGGCUCGUCUCGGCGGGCUCCUGGCGCUAACCAGCUCUGGCUGCAAAAUCGACUUUGGGCCAGCACACUUUCUCCCCCUUCACCCAUUGGUCACUUACCGGCCUCCAACCGGACGAGCGGAGGCCCACCUGUCCAGCUCGAGCGUGUCGGCACGGGACACCAUGAGGCAGCGCUUUUCCGUCACUUGGCACCCGCGCCUCCUGUACUGCAUCGUGUCCGACGGCUACAUGGCCACCGUGCUGCGAGUCCUCAACAGGCCUUCUCCCGCAAUGCUGGUGAAAGCUCUGUUGGAUAACAGCAGCAAAGACCUUCAGAAGGCCUGCAACCUUCUGGAUACAUCUCAGUUGGACGUGAGAACGUGCUUGGAGUCGUACCUCAGUCCGGACGCCAAGUCGUUCACCACGAGCGGACGUCACCCUGCGGACUCCAUUGUAUCAGCAGCCACACACGAUUCCACUUUGCCUUUCUUUCUGCAGGACCAGGGCACCUUCGGUGGCACCAAGGAGCUGUUUGAUCGAGUUCAGUCCUUCUUUGAGGAUGAAUCCGAUGUAGACGGCCCUCCUCUUGGUUCGCAGCUGGCGGACAGCGGACGCUUGGAGUUUGCCUCCAUGUUCGACACUCUCCACGCUUUGGACACAGAGACUGAACUAGACCAAGAUCCUGAAGAGGACCUCGAGAUGACCGUGUGUUGUCUUCGACGGGAUCUCAGUAAAAUCCAGAAUGGGCUCUUGACGGUGUGGGCUCUCUGCAUGUCUCUGGGAGCUGCAGUGGAAAACCGAGCCCACCUGCUGGAGUGCACCGUCAUCCGCGUGGCGCAACUCGCCGCUUUGUUCCACUUGAUGCCGAAGAGUUCUUCCGACUCUGGGAAGAGUGGCCCCUCCGGUUUUGCUUGCAUCCUGGAGCUUCUCAAAGCACUUUUUGGAAUCCUCCCGUGGGACAACACUCACUCCGAUGGAUCUCCUGGCCUGGCGAUGGUGGUGGAGCUCUGUAAGCGGCUUGUUCGCCUGCUGCUCGCCCCGCCCCCAGAUUCCCCCCCACCACAAUGUAUCAACAGGCUAUCCGAAGCUGUGCUCAUCCUCCAGCUGGCCUCCGAUGCCCUCGACUGCGCCUACAGCCUGCAAAAAAGCACCCUCUGGUCCUCGACGGAGAAGGACCCUCAAUUCUCAGCUUUAGAUGUCCACCAUGUGCCACUGCUGCAGGAGUACAGGGAGAUCCAAUAUGACCUUGGUCAUCCGGUUCUGCCCCUAUCCCAGCGACCAUCCAGCAGACUGUGUGGAGUGUGGCAUUGGGUCUACACGAUGAGCCAGAGUUACAAGGAGGACACGCGAGGCCCUAAGGAGGUCGAUGACGGGGAGCAGUUGUCAAUCAUCAUGUCCAAGAUUCAAGCAGCUCUGCAAGCGAUCGGGGAGAAACUCGAAGAGGGUCCUGCACUGUUGAGUCACACAGGUGAAGAUUUCUUCCUAUGCGGCUUGUACCAAAACAGCUCUGAGACGUGGCGGACCCAAAUUUGGGAAGAGAGUAAAAAAAGUUGUCGUCGCAGCGCCUUCCAGGAAACCCGACUUUGUCUGGCUCUCCUCUACAGCCUGCUGUCCCAGUACCAUCUGAGGGAAGCCGUGGAGUUGGGAGAACACAUGGCCCACUUGGCGCUGCACAACGCCGAACGCCACAAUAAUCAUGCCACUUGCACUACAGCCGACCCCCUUCUGCCGACAAACCUUCACAGCGACGCAGUCAUCGCCGUCAUUCAGACUUUGGCGAGGUUCAUGGCUUCCUAUUUUACCAAUCAGCCUCUCAACAUCCUGCCUGCACACCACGUGGCUGUUUUGCCGCCGUUACAUCUACCUCAUGCUUCAAAUGUAGGACGUAUGAUGCCUCUGUGCCAGGAGGCAGCGGCUCGAGCGGUUCGCCAGCAACAAAUGUCGGAGAAGUGGACCGUGGACUACGCCGUGGACCUUCUACUGCUCGGGGGUCUGUUCCCUGAGACUGUGUGGUUGGCCUACAAACUCGGCGACUGGAAGAUUGCAGCCUCCGUUAGCCUCGCUUAUGUGUACGACUGCACCAGCCACUUGGACACGACGAAGAUCAACAGACAAGACCUUCACCUUCCAAAAACUUUACUCCCUGAAAGCAUUUUUCAGACGGAGUUGCAGUCUCUUCUGGACAAUGACACUGGAGAGCACAGCGAUGUCAAUGAGUCAACAUUUGCAGACCCCGUGGAAGGACAAGACUUGGAUGCAUUGGAAGGAUCCGCCCAGGAGAUCCUCAAAGCGUCCGUCGUCGCUGGUGUGGACGUUUUAACGUCACAGUUAACUUCCUUACUGGAAUCAGCUAAAGAUCUGUGCUCGAGCCUGUCUGCUUUGGUGCACAGUGGACUGUAUUUACCGUCCCCGCCUUUGUAUUGUCCUCAGCCGUCCCCUAACACUCAGGAUCCUGUGGGGACACUGGGACAACUCACAGAGUUGGCGACACGCCACAAAGUGUCGGGCGUUCUCCAGAGGAUCCUGCUCCUCCUCAGGUCAGCUCGAUGCUGCCACCCUGUCGCUCAGUGGUACGUCAGCAACCUGAGGCGGGCCCGCCACCUACUUCACAAGAUCAAGACAAAGUAUGCCUACCCAUCAUUCCCCAAAGAGGAAAAGCCUCUCCCAGAAGGCCUGAUGAAAUUUGCCAGCCAUGGCGGAUUCUUCAGAAGGAGCCAUAGCAAAGAUCUAGAGCCGGAUUCCAGUCAAACUAUUAUCUGUUUCAGGCAGCUGUGUGGUUUAUGCUGGAUGCUUCAUGUUAGGGAUCAGCUUUCUGUUGCCUGCAGGAGGUUUCAAGCUGCCAGAAUGCAACAGGCCCCUGACAAUUCACAAGUGCAUUCAUUCUGCAUUGAUGCUCUUCUCUGGGCCCAUCGCUAUUUGACUUUCUCUCACUUCCUGAACGCUGAGGAAAUCCUGCAGGAUCUCCUGCUCAGCCUUUUGGCUGAAUUGCCACCCCUUGCUUUGGUGGCAGACACGCUCGUUCUUGCCUUCCCAGAGAAGGAAGAGUCUGUCAGAGUCUCCCUGAGGGAGAAGUAUAACUCACUGCUGACGAGCUUGAGGCAAUGCAGCGUCUUUGAGGACGACACUAAGACCAUGAAGACUUUGAUUCAAGAAAAACUCAGGCUGAGGAGAAAGCACCUGGGUCGUUUGCUGAGGCACCUGGCCCCCAUGGAGCUUUGGCUGUGGGAGAAAGACGAAGAUGAGGAAGACAAACACGAGGCGACCGCUUUGAGAUCACACUCGCCGGUCACGAGCGUCAGCGCCAGCACUCUAACUGACGCCGUUGAUGGAGAAAGAACAGAGAGCACAUCUGACCCUCAUACCUCAUCCAUAUCAAGGAAGGUCAAAAUUAAAGCAAAGAAGACUGCUGUUGGGACUAAGAGAGCAAAAAAUAAUGUAGCGCCACCUUCCCUUCCAGUCAUUGGGACCUGGGAGUUUGAGCUAGAGGAUGAUGAGUAUCUCAACUUCCUCGAGCUUUUUCUCAGCUACAUGCUGGAGAAGGAAAGCAGCGACGGGGGUGAGCCUCCUUUGCUCAAGUCUUUUUGCUCGGCUUUACGCGAGAGGGAGCUAAACUCGCUCACCUUCGACGUGCUCACCACCAUGCAUCGUCGCCAAAGAGACCCGGCCAGGAAACACUGCGGAAAUGAGCUCCCGGUCUUCAGAGCCGGUUGCUGUCGAAGGCCGGUGAAUCCGGGUACGACCCCCGAGUCGCAAACUGCACCAGACGCUUGCGAAUCUCGAAGCAACGUCUCUGCGUCCGCUCUGUCUGAGCUUAAGACUGGGAGACAAUUGGGUUUGUUUGGUCUCCGACAUCAGAAGGGAGGCUCUGGUUCUGACGGUAAUCAAAGCGUGUUGGCUUUCGCCUCCACAACUACACCGGAAGCCAUCGUAGAACUUCAACAGGUCCUGGAUUCUAAAUUAGAGGCCCAGUUCCCAGUGCUGGGAAGACUGCUGGAGUGGAUGUUGCGCUGGGCCGACAAAAGGGUGCUCCUUGGGCAUUCGGCAAAGAAGAAAAAAACAAAGAGAGACGUAGCGUGUGAAGAUGGGAUAGUCAUUCGUGUCAGAACCUCUGCGCCGGCACUGCUCACUUCGCUGAGCCUGCUGGAGCGCAGGUUCACGCAUCUGCUCCAGCCAGGGUGCCCGGAAGCAAGAUGGACGAUCGCUCGGGUGUUGCAAUCCGAGGCCGUUCCAAAGCUGGAGAAACAGAGCCCUGUUGAUAUCAGCUCCCCAAGAUCAGCUGCUGGUCUGGAUCACGACAUAGGGAUAGAGGAACUGUCUGUUUGUUCUCACACGGACGAAGCAGAAGAGUUGAAGUCUCACAUGACGCCUCUCCCCGACGAGCCAGACGAACUCAACUCCAGCGCUCCGGUCCCGAGCUCCACAUCACAGCGACCGUGUUUUGACGAUUUGGAUGUCACGCCAGAAAAAGAAGUCAAAAGCAACGAUGACCGCACGGAGCAGUCGUCGUCUCUCUCCAACGACAUCCCGUCUGAAAACCUCUGCUCGCCUUUAGCGAGUUUAAAACUUGGAGAACUGAUGGAGCCCACCUCAUCUCUCUUCAGUCAGGCAGGAAGCCAUCCAUUGACCCGGGCACCGAGUGAUCCAAACUCCCAAAUCCCUCCGUCUGCUCAGCCACAAGCGUCGCUUCACACAGAGCUCCCCCAUUCAAGAGCAACUCUGGACACCAACACGCCAUUAAAUCAUCCAGGCUCUGGACCUCACCCUACCACAGCUGGUGCACCCGCUCUGGAUCCUUUUGGCCAACCAGACUCCUUUCAGGCUCCGCCAAUGAGGCAGCGUCUGGGUGAAGAUUUGUACCGACUGGUCCAGAACAUCAACUACAUGAGCCUGAUGGAUGUUUUGGGAGCUUCAUUUUCCAAUCUGCAACUCGCGCAGCAGAAUUCCUAUUUAGCGCAAUCUAAUAUGAACCCUUAUGUGCCUUCGCCCUAUGCACCACCUCAACAUAAUCCCCAACCUGUGCAGACCCCUGCAGUGUCGCAAUCCCAAAUUUAUGUGCCUAAUUCACACUCAAACAACCCAGCAUCUGCACCCAUGUAUGCGCAUCAGACUCCCAUACACGGCACACAAGAACCUGAUGACGUCAGCAAUCUUACCUAUGCCCGUCAUGACGCAGUAGGAAGCCAUCAGGAUUUUCGACCCCUCGCUGUGCAAGCGGAGUCAAGAGACAUUCACUUUCAGGAAAGAACGAAAUUAAUCCCAUCCACCGAAGGGCUUCUGAUCGCCUCUAACAGCAGUACCACAGCGCCCCCUGUUGGUAAUAAUACAGACCUGUCCAUUCAAGCCUCAAGCCUCCAAUUACUCCAUCUGCAAAGUGGUAAGAAGAGAGACAAGAAAAGGAAUAAAGGCGCAUCUUCAAUUCGGAAAAGACUUCUUCGAUUUAGCCACAGCACUCAAACCGAGUCUCCGACAAGGAGCUCUCAUCAGCAGAAUCCCACGUCCGAGGCGGCACGAGGCCUUCGUUUGCUGCGUUUGCAGCCUGGUGCACAAGAACACAUCAACCUCCCCAAAUUACCGGCAACACCUCCUCCUCCCCCAAAGCAUUUCUAUGUCCCUGCAGUGGCACUGGUUGACAUCCCCAAACUCCAACUUCUUCACAUAGACCCCAGUCCAAGAAUGAUGUCCACCCCGGCACCUCGCUCGUCCCACAAGGCUCGCCUCAUCUCCCUGGAGGAGUUGGCGGGUUUAGUGGCAGGGAGGCGCAACUCGGAAGAAGCUCGGCUGCAGCUGCUACGAGUCAACGACUCCGGCGAAAUGCAUCGCGGCGCGACGCCUUCCUCCAGCUCCAGCAAAAGGCAGAAGAGGAGAGAGCGAUCACUAAGCACAAAUCUGCCAAGUGAGCUCAUCACCACACAGGAGCCUAACGUGAAGCGAGAGGAAACCACUCCUGCAGGGGAUGCUCCCAGUCAAAGUGCAGUCAUUCAUAGUUCCUCGAGAUCCAGCAGCACCGGUCCAACUGGUCGCUUUUUAUUAGACAAGGCGAGAGCCACUUCAGCUGAGCUCCAUGCCUUUGCCUCCACGUGUAAAAGACCCCCAGAGUGCCUUGACGCUUUCACCAACACUGAUCCAAAAUCUUCUCCCAUGCUUGUGGACAAAGCAGUGUCUGCUUCACUCUUAGCCACAACUUCUACGGCCAAGUCAAAAGAAAACACUUCAGAGAAACUAUCCCGAGAAAAGAGCCCUUCUCAAGAUGAAGAUGAGAUCCCGCCAAUAGAUGAGAAGAGGAAUUUGGAUCAGCGCGGUCGCAACUUCCUAAGCAUCCUGGACAUCGAAGAGGGGUCGCAACAUCGUGAUUUACCUCCAGCUGGCUCCGGAAUGAAAGACGCUUCUUCCAUACCUCCUGUCCUCACGCCUGCUCAGCUUCACAUUCUCGCCACUUCCGUCAUCAAGAGUGCUCGCCCCGCCGAUGAGAACACCCCCAAAACCGUCACCCCAACAGAUUACCAUGAGAGCACCACUGAACCAGAGAGAGUUUACUCUGAGGAGCUACAUGACGCAGAUCUUAUGAAAGCCCUCAGGACAAGAAGAGAGAGACCUCACAACGUGGAACCGGAGAGCAUCUGCUCUACUGAACUAUCUGAGCUGACGACAGCAAUGAAGACACCAAAAAGAGAUGGACCUCACCACAGGGAACCAGAGAAAGUCUCUCCGUCCGACAGUGAAGUUUCAAUCGACUCCGAGCUUUCGAAAGCCAUCAAGAGCCCACGAAUAGACGAACCUUGCAAUCCCCCGUCCGAAACCGCCACGGUUUGGUUCUCGUCCCAUCUGUCCAAACUGGAUUCCCAGCUGGCUGCGCUGCAGAACAUCGCCGACUGCCUGGAGCAGGACCUGCCUCAGUCCAAAAUUCCAAAGCAGCCAUACAAGCCACAGCAAUUCUCCCCAGCUUCAUCUCCGAACCUGAAGCCCACAGUAAGAAAAACAGUAAGAUUGUCUCUCCCGGAUGAAAAGCCCAAAGCACAGCCAAAGCACACUCCUCACGUCGUUGUGAGAAAAAACAUCCUCGAAAGCAGAGCCCCACCGCCGCAACCUCACACCGCACCAGAACCCGACAUCUGCAAGGAGGACGAGAAGGAAGAAGAGGACAAGAGAGUAGACAUAUUCCACAGCCCUGACCGAAAGCCGUCCACUCCGCAUCUAACUUCCUCCUCUCAGCUUCAUCCCGGCCACCAGAGCCUUCUAAAGCAUCUGUCCACUGUAACAUUGGAAACGUUUGAGGAGACGGUCGACGAGAGUCUGGACCAGACGGGCUUGUCUGACACAGCAGAGAUCCUGGAAGGUUUGGUGCGAGAAGGUUACAUAUCCCAGAUGGACCUGGACGCAUCUUUAUCAAACACGCUCGACAGCAGGAAGGAGCAGCAAGAAGCAAGUCGGCAGAUUUCCACGGGGUGUGCUGUCCCUGACGAUGAAGACUACAGGCGGGAGUUGAAGAUGUGGAUGCGACGCAAGCAGAGGGAGAGACACUCGGUGUAUCAAAAACAGAGAGCCAGCCUGCGUGAGAGGGAGACCAAACCUUUCUCCAGAACAUCGAAAUCCACCAACCAAGUGAUCAGCAGGAAAAACACACAAGAAAAGCAAAAGGACUUGCUUUUGAAACAAUUCAACAAGAGGCUCCGUGACGCCGCCUUGUUGGCGGAUCAACUUGGCACCAGCCCCUUUCCCGGCUCUCGUGUUUUAGUCACUGAUGGUCCCACCGUAAGGUCGUCCUCUGCUCCACCCACAGCUGGCAAUCCGAGCACAGAGAAGAAUCUGAAGCGUACCUCAGGCCAAACACGCGCCCAGCAUCGUCCUUGGACUGCCGAAGCACCCGGAAGACUUUCAGAGGACAACAAGAAGGUUGAACUCCAGCCAAGGCCAGGUUCUCUCUCGAUGUCAGGGACCUCACUGUCCAGGGAGCGUCCGGUCACUUCCGCCAGGGCCCAAGAAGACGAGCAUGUCACGCAGCAGAGCGUUAGUUUGUUAUUGUCUGAACUUAUAAACGAGCAGGACGACGGCAUCGAGGCGGGUGAGGCAGGCAUGGACUGGCUUGACAAAUUGUCGGAGAGCGGCGGCAACCUCAGCGAGGUGGACUGGGCGGCCAUCGAAAGGAUGGCGGCCGCGGCGGGGACUUGAAUGUCUGCAUCUCAGGUAAAAAAAAAAAAAGCAACACGGUACAGUCAUUGCUUGGUCAAUUUCUAUGUUUCUGCUAUGUUUAUGUUUUGCGUUGCAAGCAAAUCAGGCACACUACCACUAGAUAGCGGCAUUGUUGCUUGCAGUGAACACAGUUGUGCUCACAUUUGUGCAGGUAUUUGCACAUGAUUUUGUUUUCCAAGAAAUGAAACGAAAAGACAAAGAAGCAUGAUGUCUUUUGAACUUUGUAGCAAAGGCUAUGAAUACUUAUCUACAUGUGACCGCCCCACCCACACACACACACACACACACACACUUGAUCAUUUUGUCAGUUUUGUGUGUAGAAUUUGUAGAGAAUAAUUAACCCAUUCUGAAAUAAGGUUGUAACAUGUGAGAAAAAUGAAACUCUUAAUACUUGGAUUGAUCGACUACACAAUUUCGGAAAUUGUAGUUAGGUGUCACCUUUCUGCUUGAAUUUUUCUACUUUCUCACUUUUGUACACAUUGUCUUAAAUAAAUGUCACUUUUAAUCAUU
Syngnathus acus (greater pipefish) is the source of this 10173-nucleotide messenger RNA. It is a transcript of the gene cplane1, whose product is annotated as ciliogenesis and planar polarity effector 1. The record is from RefSeq and is a predicted model, not a curated record. Gene Ontology annotation, cellular component: ciliary transition zone. Gene Ontology annotation, biological process: cilium assembly. Lineage: Eukaryota; Metazoa; Chordata; Actinopteri; Syngnathiformes; Syngnathidae. Bases 481 to 9642 code for a protein of 3053 amino acids. The transcript has 47 exons.